UUUCACAAAAACAGUCCCCCCUUUUCAACUUUGCAAGUAUACACACACACACACACACCCCCCUUUAAUUCUAAACCAUCCAAUUCCCACAAAUGUCCGACGACCCACCCACCACCACCACCACCACCACCACCACACCACCACCAGACCCAACCCCAUUUUCACUACCUCUCAUUUUAACCAACCAAGACACCACCUUUUCACCACCAUCAUCCACCACCACCACCACCACAUCUGAGCUAACAGAACAACCAGAAAGACUCACAAACACUAGUUACACAACCCCAGAAACCAAUAACAACAACAGUAAUCAAGAUUUAUCAGAACUUGAACAACUGUCACUCACUGAGCUCAAACACCUUGUUCAAGAAGCAAUAACCAAUAAAGAUUUCUACUUUACACCAAACCCAGAAGAACCCACAUCAGAAUUGAUAUCAAAUCAUGAAGAUGUCACAAUUUGGGGGAUUCCACUUCUCAAAGAUGAAAGAAGUGAUGUGAUCUUGAUCAAGUUCUUGAGGGCUAGAGAGUUUAAGGUAAAUGAAUCUUUUACAAUGCUUAAGAACACACUUAGGUGGAGAAAAGCAUUUAGUAUAGAUGAUUUGGUUAAUGAGAAUUUGGGUGAUGAUCUUGAAAAAGUUGUGUUUAUGCAUGGGAAUGAUAAAGAGGGGCACCCAGUUUGUUAUAAUGUGUAUGGUGAGUUUGAGAAUAAAGAGCUUUAUUAUAAGACAUUUGCUGAUGAAGAAAAGAGAACAAGGUUUUUGAAGUGGAGGAUUCAGUUUCUUGAAAGGAGUAUUAGGAAGUUGGAUUUUAGGCCUGGUGGGAUUAGUACUAUUUUUCAGGUUAGUGAUUUGAAGAAUUCGCCCGGGCCCGGGAAGCGCGAGUUACGGUGGGCUACGAAGCAAGCUUUGCAGCUGUUGCAGGAUAAUUACCCUGAGUUUGUUUCGAAACAGGUAUUCAUUAACGUACCAUGGUGGUAUUUGGCUUUUUAUUCAAUGAUGAGCCCGUUCAUGACUCAAAGAACUAAGAGCAAGUUCGUGUUUGCCAGCCCUGCAAAAACCGCCGAAGUCCUUUUCAAAUAUGUGAGUCCGGAGCAUGUACCGAUUCAGUAUAGUGGGCUGAGCAUAGUGGAUAAUUGUGAUUGCAACCCAGAAUUUACAACCGAUGAUCCAGUUGCCGUUGUUACUGUUAAACCAAUGACCAAACAAACUGUGGAGAUUAUCGUAAAUGAGAAAUGCACUUUGGUGUGGGAGCUAAGAGUGGUAGGGUGGGAAGUAAGCUACGGCGCUGAAUACGUGCCAAAUAACGGAGACAAUUACACCAUUAACAUACAAAAGCCGAAAAAAAUGGCACCAACCGAUGAACCGGUUAUAAGCCAUAGUUAUAAGAUCAAUGAACUCGGUAAAUUACUUCUCACAAUCGACAACCCGACUUCAAAGAAGAAGAAGCUGCUUUACAGGUUCAAAGUUGACCCUCUUCCUGAAUGAAGAACAUAUACACUUUUGAUACUGCAAAGUUUAUGAUGGGUUUGUUUGUGUUAACCGGAUUUGGAAUACCUGUUUUCUUCUUUUGUUGUUAACCUGUUUAUCGGUUCUUCUUGUAUUUCUUAUAUACUUUUCUGGGGUGGAAGGAUGUGUAUGUAAAUGGUUGUUUGGUUUCAGACUGGUGUGUCUUGAUGAUAUUUUAUCUUGGUUUGAUAUGCAACAAUGGCAAAAGAAUUUAACUA
Helianthus annuus (common sunflower) is the source of this 1723-nucleotide messenger RNA. Its product is annotated as patellin-3. The transcript has 4 exons. The record is from RefSeq and is a predicted model, not a curated record. Bases 93 to 1484 code for a protein of 463 amino acids. NCBI's taxonomy places the organism in Eukaryota, Viridiplantae, Streptophyta, Magnoliopsida, Asterales, Asteraceae. Gene Ontology annotation, molecular function: lipid binding.